This is a messenger RNA of Carcharodon carcharias (great white shark), 4857 nucleotides long. Its product is annotated as zinc finger protein 271-like. The record is from RefSeq and is a predicted model, not a curated record. The coding region runs from base 492 to 1427 and encodes 311 amino acids. NCBI's taxonomy places the organism in Eukaryota, Metazoa, Chordata, Chondrichthyes, Lamniformes, Lamnidae. Gene Ontology annotation, biological process: regulation of transcription by RNA polymerase II; central nervous system development. Gene Ontology annotation, cellular component: nucleus. The transcript is spliced from 2 exons. Gene Ontology annotation, molecular function: RNA polymerase II cis-regulatory region sequence-specific DNA binding; DNA-binding transcription factor activity, RNA polymerase II-specific.
UCACUUCCUGCAGGGACUGAAAACCAAGUGAAGAGAUGAAGGAUUGCACCGUACUACACCAGAGAAUACAGACAGGAUAGACACCGCAGGUAGAUCCUGACCGUCAUCCAGGGAACAGCUGCACAACUGUGGGAAGACAUCCAGUCCCUUCGCAGCGUUGCUUAACACAGAGAAGGUUGGACAGUGAAACCAUCAUCUAGAAAUCGGUCGGAUCUGGGGAGCUUUGACAUAUCAUCAGAUCUGGAACUGGUCAGUGGUGUGGAACCUUCCAUCAGAACCAACACUUCUGAAGGUUCGGCUGUGGAUGAUCAGUCAGGGUGAGGCUGGUGAGUGGGCUGCAAUUGUGGUGAGAGAUUCAAUCAUUCAUCAAGCCUCAUGAACAGCUGACUCAUUCCUACCGGUGAGACGCUGUUCAAGUGUGAGGUGUGUGUGGACAUCUUCACAGGCUCAUAUGGUGUCUGCACACGCUAGGUGUAUCUUUGAACAGCCACAUGGAAGAGAAACCAUUGAAGAAUGAGAUGUGUGACGAAGACUUCACCCAGUUAUCGAAACUCAUGAGACACCAAUGCACCAACACUGGGGAGAACAUGUUCAGUUGUGAGGUGUGUGACAAACCAAUCACAGAGUCAGCAUAUCUCCUGGUCCAUCAGAGAAUCCACACAGGGGAGACACCCUUCAAUUGUGGGAUUUGCAAUAAAGCUUUUCCAACAUCUACGAGACUCCUGAUACACCAGAGGAUUCACACAGGGGAGAAACACUUCAGUUGUGAUGUUUGUGAGAAGGCUUUCACCCACUCCUCUGAUCUGCUGAGGCACCAGAGGAUUCACACAGGGGAGAGGCCAUUCACGUGUGAUGUGUGUGACAAGUCAUUCUCACAGUUAGGGAACCUUCGUACCCACCAACGCAUUCACACAGGGGAGAAACCAUUCACGUGCGAUGUUUGUGAUAAAGCUUUUGUGUCGUCCUCGACCCUACUGAUACACCAGAGGAUUCACACAGGGGAGAAACCCUUCAGGUGUGAGGUUUGUGACAAGGCUUUCACCCGUUCCUCUGUUCUCCUGAGACACCAGAGAAUUCACACUGGGGAGAAACCAUUCCGGUGUGAGGUCUGUGAGAUGGCUUUCACCCGCUCCUCUGAGCUACUGAUGCACCAGAGGAUUCACACGGGUGAGAAACCCUUCACAUGUGAAGUGUGUGACAAAUCAUUCUCAAGGUCAUCGGAUCUCUGCGCACACAAACGUAUUCACACAGGGGAGAAACCCUUCAAGUGUGAGAUGUGCAACAAAGCCUUCACAUGGUCAUCGCCGCUUGUGAAACACCGACGCAUCCACACUGGGGAGAAACCAUUCAAGUGUGAGGUGUGCAACAAAUCGUUCUCGCAGUCAUCAUACCUCCUGAUCCAUCAGAGGGUCCACACAGGGGAGUAACUGUCAAGUGUGAAGUUUGUGAUAAACGUAUUGUAAAGUCUUCGACCCUGCUGGUUCACCAGAGAAUUCACAAGUGGCAAACUCCGUGAUGUUUGUGACCAGGCUUUCACCCAAUCCUCUGAUUGAAGCCCCAUGGAUUCACACAGGGGAGAAACCAUUCAGGUGUAAGGUACGUGAUAAGGCUUUCGCACAGUCAGUGUAUCUCCUGGUCCAUCAACACACAGACACACAGGGGAGAAACCCCAUCAGUGUGAUGUAUGUAAUAAAAUUUGGACUACAGAUGUUCAACAAGGUGACUCAUCACCAUCUUCUCAAAGACAGUUUGGGAUGAGCAACAUAUGCUGGCCUUGCCAGUGACACUCAGAUCCAAUUAAAAUGAAAGAGUUAGAAGAAAAGUAAAAACAAAGACAACACAAGUCCCUCAUGUAUGGAGCAGUUGUCAUUACCACACUCCUAAACUGCUGUGAAACCCGGACUGUGUAUGAGCGGCACUUAAGAGCAUUAGGGAGAAUCCAUCAGCAAUGUCUCUGCUGAAUCCUGCGGACUCAAUGGGAGGAGCUUCGAACAAAUGCCAGCGUCCUUCUUGAAGCCAGGUCCACAAGCGCUUCAGAAAAUGUCCUGCAGAAACAGCUUCGAUAGACUGGCCACUGUGUGCGGAUGGCCAAAAACAGUCUGUCCCACCAGGUCAACAUUCCAGGGGAGGACAAAGUAAACACUUCAAAGACACUCUGAAACUCUCAAUGAAGCAGGCAGAUUUGACCUCAACGAUUGGGAGGAGCUUGCUGCCAAUCAUUCAGAAUGGGGUUACUUCAAGCUGCAUCUCACUUUGAGUCCAAACUCCAUAAUGAGGAGGCAGAGCAGUGGCAGAGAAGGAAGGAAAAGAAUCCAGAUCCCACUACUCUGUGCUUCGGAUCCCACAAUCCCAUGCUCCGUAUCCCACUAUCCCGUGGGACAUUCUGCCCCAUGUGCACAGAGAGCUGUGGGUCGAGAAUCAGCCUUAUCAUUCACAUAAAGGGCCAUGGCAGAAACCAUGCUGAGUAGACGUCAUCCUCAAAGCAAGGGAGAGCUGAUGAGGAAGACAGGAUGACUGAAAGUUUGGUCAAAGAGGUGGGAUUUAAGUCAGAAGAGAGAGAUAAAUAUGCAGAGGUUUAAAGAGGGAAUUCAGGCUCCAUGCUCAUGAAGACACAACCGUCAAGGGUGAAGGGAAGGAAGUGGGGCGGAUGUACUAAAGGCCAGAAUUGGAGGAAUGCAGAGAUCUUGGAGGGAGACGGGGCUAGAGGUGACAAAGAUAGGGAGGGGUGAGUACUAUGGAACAUUUUGCACUUGAGCAUGAGAAUUUUAAAUUGGAGGCGCUGGGAGACUGGGAACCAGUGUAGGUCAGCGAGCACAAGGGUGAUAGGUGUGUGAGUUAGGAUAGAGACCACAGAGUUUUAGCUGACCUGAAGUUUAUGGAAGGUGGAAAUGGGAACCUGGACAGGAAAGCAUUGGAAUGGUCUAGUCUAGUCUAGAAGCAACAACACAUGGAUGAGGGUUUCAACAGCAGAUGGACUAAUGCGAGGUGGGGGUGUUGGAAAUGGGCGAUGUUACAGAGGGAAAUGGAUAAUCUUUGUGAUGGAGAGGGUAUGGGGUCGGAAGCUCAGUUGGACGUUGAAGAGGAUGACACUGACCAAUUGUUGUUGGAGAUGAGAGUGGAGAGGGCAAUGGAGAGGAAUUUAAUGAAUGUAGGAACUGGAGUAAUCCCUUGAGCCAGUUAACCCAUUCCAUCAGAUCAUGGCUGAUCUGUACCUUACCUGCCUGGGGUCUGUAACCCUUAAUCCCCUUGUCUAACAAUAAACCUAUCAAUCUCAGGUUUGAAAUUUUCAAUUGACCCUCAGCCUGAACAGAUUUUUGUGGAGAGAGAGUUCCAGAUUUCCAGUCCCCUUUUUGUGAAGAAGUGUUUGCUGACAUCACCCCUGAACAGCCCAGCUGGAAUUUUAAUGUUUUGCCCCCUUGUUCUGGACUCUCCCACCAUAGGAAUAGUUUCUCUCUAACUACUCGAUCAACUCGUUUAGUCAUCUUAAACACCUCAAUUAGAUUACCCCUUAGUUUUCUACAUUCAAGGGAAUGCAAGCUCAGUUUGUGCAACCUGUCCUCGGAAUUUAACCCUUUUAGCCCCAGGAACGUUCCGGUGAAUCUACGCUGCACUCCCUCCAAAGCCAAAAUAUCCUUCCUGAGGUGCGGAGUCCAGAGCUGAACACAGUCCUCCAGAUAUGGUCUAAACAGAGCUCUGUACAGCUGGAAUGUAAGUUCCACUAGGACACAGUUGGUUUUGGAGAGAUGUUGUGGGUUAUCUUUUCUCUUCAGGAUGGUCCUGGAAUAAUGAGCAGUUUUGGCAGAGGAAAGCAGGACCACAAGAGCUUGAUGUGGUCCAGUCAGAUCUGGUGAUGGAUGGCUAAACCAGUUGUGUACCAGAUAUGCUCAAAUCUUCACCCCUUGGAGUAGAGAAGCAGGGAGAUCAACCAGAAAGCAAAAGGGUAAAGGUGAUUUUGGGAACAUGGGUGUAGAAGGUGGAUAUGAGGGAGCGGUUAAACCAGAUUCAUGGCUACAGAAGCAUUGUGGUGAAUGGAGGGUCAAAGGGCAGAGAGUUGGGAAUUAGUAAGCGCUGUCCAACUCACCUGGGGGAAGAAUGUCUUCCAGGAAUGGAAACUGAUUGAUCCAUGGACCCAUGUGACCACUGGAUCUCCGUAACCAUUGGUGGGUUUGUAUGUUGGAAACGAACUCCAUCCUGUGUCACUAAAGGUCGGUGUCAUUUCUGACCAUCAGAAUUGGGAGCCAGACUAAAACACAGGGAUUUUAAAGAAACUUCUGUCUGUAGUACUCUGAGAGAGUUUCCCCUGAUGUGAGUGCGUGUGUGUUAGUAAAGUGAGCCAACUUUCAGGAAUGGGUAUGGGGUAGAAUCAGAUCCUGCUUUAGUUGGUGAUGUAAAUUAUAGACAGAUCCUCUUCAGGUGACAGCUGUUUGACUAAAAUGUUGGGGAAUGUUUGUGCUCUCCUGUCUAGGAGGACGACUAUCCUGAGUAUGGUGAGGGAGUGGGGGUGAGUCUCUACAGACCGGAGUUCCCUCAGCCUAUCAUACCUCAAUGUAAUAACAGUGUGAUAUGUUCACCUUACACUCUUCCAAGAUUCAUUUCACAUUGAGCAACAGAUUUUGAGUCAUUUUCAAAUGCUUUGUUAUUUUGGUUGUUUUAAUGUUUGAUGUAAGCUGAAUAUUGUGUUGUUAUUUGUCUGCUGUUUAAUCAAUCUUUUGGAUAGAUUUGAAACUCACAAUAAAUUCAUCUUUUUUUAAACUUAACCCAAACCACCUGAUUUGUCAGCAUGGUGUGUUCCUAUUCACUGAAACACUCGGGAACCUACAGUAAGAAUCCUGUACACAAUCUAUUGGUCAAGGUCAC